Messenger RNA from Acanthosepion pharaonis, 828 nucleotides. Lineage: Eukaryota; Metazoa; Mollusca; Cephalopoda; Sepiida; Sepiidae. The record is from the annotation of a GenBank genome assembly.
AUGACAAGUAUUUUAAAACACGCUCGUCCAACAUUCUCUGCAUAUCAUUCUGAUGAUACGACUUUUUUUUAUUCUUUCUGUUUUACCCUCCUUCCUUAUAUUCCCUUCCUUUUUUCUUCUACCCUUUUCCUUUUUCUUUUCAUUCUUCUCGUUGCCUUUUCUUUCUUUCUUUCUUUCUUUCUUUCUUUCUUUCUUUCUUAUUCUUCUCCUUAUUUCUCCUUCAGUCUCUCUUUUUCCUCCUUCCUUUUUCCAAUAUCCUCUAUUUCUCUUUCAGUUUUUUUGAAUCUCCUUCCUGCCUUCACUCUUUCAUUCAUUAUUUUUCAGAUUUCCUUUCUUUCUCUCCUAUUCUCGCAUUCCGCCAUUUUCUCUUUAUCAUUUCCUUCUUUCUUUCCUAACUUUUUCAAUUUUCUAUCUUCCUUCCUUCCUUCCUUCCUUCCUUCCUUCCUUCCUUCCUUCUGCUUUCCUUCGCUAUCCUCCUUGACAUUUCAAUCUCACUCCAUUAUUUCUCAUCUUUUAUUUUUCAUUUUCCUUUCAUGUUUUCCUUUUACUUCUCUCUAUUCAUGUUAUUUUUCCCCUCAGCCUAUCUUUCAUUCUCUCUUUCUAUUUUUAUUUACCUUCUUUACUUUCCUUCUUUUUUUUGUCUUCUUUCAUACAUUUCCAAGUUCAUUCCUUCCUUCCUUCCACAUUUUUUUCUGCCUUUUCCUCCAGAUCCUUUUUCUUUCUUUCUUUCUUUCUUUCUUUCUUUCUUUCUUUCUUUCUUUCUUUGUCAUUCCUUCAUUUCCAUGUAUCCUUGUACUCUUUUUUUUCUUGCAUUUUUUCUUUCCGUGA